AUGCAACAUCGUCACCCUUCUUAUAUACGAGACUUACUCACGACUAAUCGUAGCUUCUACGAAGAGUAUAACGAAGACGACGUCCCUGCGGCCUCCUCGUCUACACAAGGUAGAUCAACGGAAACUGCCAAAUAUGUCAAGAAGCAAGAGAAAGAACGAAGACACCGGGAGAAACUACGGGAAGGCGGUCGAUCCGGUCGGAGUAAGCAUAAGAGCAAUACCAAGAAAAAGAUCGACGAGACUCUCAAGCCAUUCUACAAUAGCAACGGACACGGCAAGUUCUUUUCCGGAAUUCCGGUGGCUUUCUACUCCUUGGUAUUCUCUUGUGCGUUUCACAUACCUACGCAGCAUAGCAUUGCUACCUUCUUUCUUUGUAACUCUAGUCAAUCCAGUACCGACACACGGCCUCUUUUGACCCUGACCUGGAAGCACCUUAGCUCACAUUAA
This is a messenger RNA of Colletotrichum lupini, 447 nucleotides long. RefSeq lists its product as uncharacterized. The record is from RefSeq and is a predicted model, not a curated record. The transcript is spliced from 4 exons. The coding region runs from base 1 to 447 and encodes 148 amino acids. Lineage: Eukaryota; Fungi; Ascomycota; Sordariomycetes; Glomerellales; Glomerellaceae.